Kickxella alabastrina is the source of this 1201-nucleotide messenger RNA. Its product is annotated as phosphoribosyltransferase-like protein. Gene Ontology annotation, cellular component: ribose phosphate diphosphokinase complex; cytoplasm. The record is from RefSeq and is a predicted model, not a curated record. Bases 74 to 1171 code for a protein of 365 amino acids. NCBI's taxonomy places the organism in Eukaryota, Fungi, Kickxellomycota, Kickxellomycetes, Kickxellales, Kickxellaceae. Gene Ontology annotation, biological process: 5-phosphoribose 1-diphosphate biosynthetic process; purine nucleotide biosynthetic process. Gene Ontology annotation, molecular function: magnesium ion binding; ribose phosphate diphosphokinase activity. The transcript has a single exon.
UUAUAUUUAAAAAUAGCCUUUUGGUUGUUCGUGUCCUUCCAAUCCUCAAUUUUGAAAUUCUCAACACUGUAAAAUGAAAAACAUUGUUCUGCUGAACGGCUCAUCGCACCCGCAGCUGGCCAAGAAGAUCAGCGAGUGCCUCGGCGUGGAGCUGUCAUCGUGCACGCUGGGCAAGUUUUCGAAUCAGGAGACCAAUGUCGAAAUCAAGUCGUCGGUGCGUGAGAAGCAUGUAUAUAUCAUCCAGAGCGGCUGUGGGCGCGUCAAUGACAACGUCAUUGAGCUGUUUAUUCUCAUUCAGGCGUGCCGCAUGGGUAGCGCCAAGCGCAUCACGGUGGUCACCCCGCUGUUCCCCUACUCACGGCAGUCAGAGAAGUCGCAGAGGAAGCGCCUUCCACAGCACCAGAUUGGCUCUGAGAUUAUGAACUCGCUGACGCAGCACAGCGGGUCCAGCCCAUCAUUGCCCCAGGGCUCGUUUGCCCAGAGCUUCAUGGGCAUGAGCAUGGGCGAGAGCGGAUACCGUCAGUGGUGCGCUCGCGCCGGCACGCUGGUCGCCAACCUGCUGCAGGCUGCGGGCGCCGACCACCUCAUUGCAAUGGACCUGCACGACCCGCAGUACCAGGGCUUUUUCCAGAUCCCGGUCGACCUGAUCUACGCCGAGCCGUGCAUCAUCCAGUGGAUCCGCAGCGAAAUCCCCAACUGGCGGCAGGCUGUGGUUGUGUCUCCGGACGCCGGCGGCGCAAAGCGCGCGACGUCGAUCUGCAACAAGCUUAAUCUGGACUUUGCGCUCAUCCACAAGGAGGAUUUGGCAAACACCAAGGAGAGCAUGGGGCUUGUUGGCGAGGUGCAGGGCCGCCCGACCAUCAUCCUCGACGACAUGAUUGACAGCGGAAGCACCAUCGGCCUGGCGUCGGAGAUUCUCAAGCGCCAUGGCGCAACUGAGAUCUACGCAAUUGCCGUGCAUGGAGUAUUCUCGGGCCCUGCUUUGGAGAUUAUCAACAGGUCUCCAGUGACGGCCGUCGCCUGCACAAACACUGUCCCGCAGGAGGAGUUCAGGAACAAGUGCCCCAAGCUCAAGACCAUCGACAUUGCACCGAUGCUCGGCGAGAUCAUCAGACGCACGUUCUACGGCGAGUCUGUGAGCCAGCUUUUUGUCCACGAUGAGCAGGCAUAGUAGCUAUAUACUUUUAUUUUUAUCUAAAUC